AUGAAUUUAAACACUACAAAUACAACCCCACUAAAAUAUUGUGAUUGGCGCGUAGAAAUUUACGACUGCCACAACUCUCAAUUAUGGCUUGCAGAGGUAAUCUUCUCGACGAUUACGUACGGAUUGUUAGCGAUAUCGGGUGGAUUUAUUUUCUGGUGUCGAUUUAAAUACGUGUGGCAAGGAUUAUUUGUAGAUCACGGAGGCGGAAUACGUCCAUUACCGCGUGAAAUGGGUCAGGAAUUAGCCUGGACUUUUUUAAGUUAUGGCGCUGUUACUUAUCUCAUCGGAAUAAUAUAUACAAUCCCUGUAAAUUACACGCGCGGUACAUCCGCGCUAGUUUCAGUGCAAACCAACAACGGAGGUGCAAAUAAUAAUAGCAACUCUGCAUAUAGUUUUACAACACAUGAAUUAUUUCUUCCGACACCAGGUCAACUCAACAUAUGUCUAUUAGUCGGGUGUCUAUGGCCAUCGCUAAUCGCACUACCAUGUGCGAUACUCUCUGGUCUAUCGAGGGAUCGCGGGGACAUCGUCACCGCGGAUAGAUUUAGCACUGUACAAUACAUCGCUGACUUUCUUUUUGAUAUUGCAUUUUCGUUAGUCACCGCAUACUACGGCAUAAAUUUCAUGUUAAUUCUCCGAGGGUCACUACGGCAAUCCGAAAAUAAAACGGGCGCUUCGUUCUUUAAGCAAAAUAGCAGUUCGACACGAAAAGCUUUUCAUCGUCUGAAAUACACGAUGACCUAUUUGUGUUACAUCUCGGGUAUGACGGGGCCAUGUUGGCUCAUCUGGGGAAUUGCGCAUGAAAGCAUCGUCGCCUCAAUAAAUAAUGUUAAUCUUUUCUAUUCGGUAAUGUGGUAUAUUACCGGACCACAACCAAUGAUUGCCGUAUGUCAGUAUGUGUUUGCGAAGCGCAUCUAUCAACAAUACAGACGAGCUAGUACAUCGUUGGAAAGUGGUACUGGUGCAGGUGAUACAAGUGGCCCUAGGUCACCACUAUCACCAAAAUCACCUAAACCGGCUUUUCUUAAACAUUCCAAUGGUCAUGUAAAUGAUAAUCUUAAUCAAUGGGAAUUAAUGUCGUUACCUCAAUUUGAAGGGGAGAAUAAUGCACUUUCGUAA
Messenger RNA from Ambispora leptoticha, 1119 nucleotides. The record is from the annotation of a GenBank genome assembly. Lineage: Eukaryota; Fungi; Glomeromycota; Glomeromycetes; Archaeosporales; Ambisporaceae.